AUGAAGUUGUUUUGGUGUUUUUCUCUUCUUUGCUCCAAUUUUCUUUUGGUCGCCAGUUUCUGGGUAUUGUAUAUCAUUUUUAUUUCAAAAGUAGUGAUAAACUGUUAACUGCCUUUUGCAUACAAGCGGGAAAGAUAUACGUUGCGCAUAUAUAUAUAUAUAUAUAUAUAUAUAUAUAUAUAUAUAUAAAAGACAAACUUGAGUUACUUCGUUUACGUAUCGAGCACUCUAUUCGUAUGAUUCGACACUCAAUAUACUUAUUGACAUUCACCUAUAUAUAUAUAUAUAUAUAUAUAUAUAUAUAUAUAUAUAUAUAUAUAUAUAUAUAUAUAUAUAUAUAUAUAUAUAUAUAUAUAUAUAUAUAUGGCGCUCUUGUCGUAUAUAUAAUUUAUGUGUCCCACAUCCAUCAUCUCAUUGUUGGUUGUAUAAAUACUUUUCGGAUGAAAAGCUCACUAUCAGCUACACUGCGCUGACGAGCCCCAAAAGGGCGAAACAGCUGUCCGCAGUUGCUGGUAGUGAGCUUGGGGCACAAUUGCCUAUAGGCCUUUGCGCUGAUUUAAUUCUGUGACAUGCAGAAAUCAUGCGUAUUAGGUUGAAUGGCGCUCAUGUCGUAUAUAUAAUUUAUGUGUCCCACAUCCAUCAUCUCGUUGGUUGUAUAAAUACUUUUCGAAUGAAAAGCUCACUAUCAGCUACACUGCGCUGAACAGCUAAACAAUGAAGAAGGAUUGCACAGUUGAGAAAUGUGUUACAGUCCCAAACAUUUUGACGAAAUAAAGAUCUCUAUUCUCGGCAAAUUGUUCGUUUGGCAAAACGUCCGUCGCCAAAAUGUUCGUUAGACAAAAUGGCUAAUUCGGCAAAGUGACUUUCGGCAAAAUGUGGGCGCACAAGCGAAAGCAUGCGAAUAAAUACUUAAUGAAAAUUUGACGUGUGCUAAAAUCAACACUCUCUUGAUUUUUUGCUUGAACAAAGAGCCUUGUUCCUAAUUGCACAAUAUUUAUGUGAACAACUUGUCUUCUAUAUUUUUGGCAGCUUAACAAGAAAUAAUUGGCUUAAUUAUUAUCAAACUAACCAGGCGUAUUACCUGUUUUUGCCGAAAUGACCUUGCCACUUUUUCUGCCUUUCUCAAAAUUAAAACUUCCUAUUUCAUCAUUGCGCUCAUAACACUCGCCGAACAAGUAUAGCCAGCGUGGCCGGCUCUUCUAAUUAAGGAGGAUAAUUGAAGAAAGUGCCUGCCCGAAAGCCCAGGUAAAAAGAUCGCUCUCUGCAGGAAGCUGCCGUGAAUUGUGAUUGGCUGAAUCUAGGUUGACAACAUGUUACCCUGAGAGCAGAGCCUGAUUUCCCCUCUCGUAGAAAAUAAGGCUCUGCCGUUUUUGUGUUUUGUUCGUCCAAAAUUCUGGACGAAGUAAACCGGAAAUAAAGCAGUUCUAACCGGUUUUGAAUGCGCGCGCCUUCGUUUCGCGUCAUGACUACAACUUGAGCUCGCUAUAUACAGGGUGUAUAAAAAAACUGAACAGAUUUGAAAUUGCUCUCAAUUUCGCAAAACACCUAUUUGUGUCCGUUUUUAUAUAUAUAUAGCUUCUUUGGGUACUUAUAAUGUAGAAUAAUGAAAAAAAUUUCUCAAACUGAAAUUUUGUGAACCAGGCGGGUGUGUCUUUUCUUUUCCAACGAACUAAAAAUGGCUCGCGCACAAAAUUUAAAAGCUGUAAUCGUAUUUUGAGUUAAUAGGUGGAAACUUUGUUGGGUUCUUAAUUACUGUACAAAAUUUCAGACAAUUUGAUUUAGUUUAAGCCCUUUAACUAUUCAUUUUAUUAUAAAAAAAUCAGCCUUUCGCAUGCUUAAUUAAUGCCUUUACCUAAUUUGCAUACUGCUAACAUAUAGCAAAUCAGGCAAAGGCAUUAAUUAAGCAUGCAAAUAGCAACCUCGUUCCCAGAGCUUUUCCCUUUUUGUAUCUGCGAAGCAGAUAUAUUGCCAUCGUGCGCGUACCGGAAGUUUGUAAGCGUGCUCAUAGCGAAUCAACGACAGCGUAUAGAUGAAAUGACGUAAUGAUACUAAUUUCAAAAUGGCGGUUUAAUGAAGAGUGAAACAAAAGGUAAUUUGUGAAUUUACGAUUAAAAUUAUACAUCAAACGCAGUUUAAAACAACGUCAUUUUGCUAAUAUGAAUAUGGCAAAUGUCGAUACUGCAUUUUUGGCAAGCAUUUGAAGGGUUUCAUUUUUUAAUGUUUCUAUUAACUAUGAUUUAAUACGCAGUGGAAACGAAAUGAUUCGCAAUUUUUGACAAGAAAAUUAUUGAAUAUUAUGGCAUUGAGAAUACUGUUAUGCAACUAUGAAAGUAUUAAUGAUUCUUCCACAUGAUGCCGUUGUAGCUGUAUAUCGAGUUGUAAGUGUUGAUGUUUAUGUACUUCUCAAUUUCAUUGGUGACAUUAGUUAAUAUAAAUUAUAUUAGUUGAAUGAAACCAAUAGAAGGCUAUAUAAUUUCGUAAGGUUACAUAAUUUCUUUAUCAAUGAUCAUAACUAUAGACAAUUGGUGUCUGCUUUCAUUACAGACAAGCAGACUUCGAUAGAUCAUUUUUAUACAAAUUUAGCAGAGUCAGAAGCUAUAAAUUCACACAUAUUGGAAACAUUUCUCUUAAUAAAGCACUUUAUAGCAAUAUGUGUCAUUGAAAAAUUGCUUUCAUUAAAGCAAAGCCAAAGUACAGGUAAUAGUGGCUGCAUAAAGAGCAGAGAUUCAGUUUUAGAUUGGAAUAUCAAUACUUAUGGUAACAGUUGCAACGAGUCAUGAUUAUCAACAUGCAGUAUAUAACUAUAUAUCCUGGAGGGGGUGCUCCAUUCUUCAUCCACCCUGAUUUCUGCAACUGAAUGCCAUUGCCCAGAACACCAAGUAAGCAAUUUAUAUCCCCCUUCACCUAUCCCAUACUAUAUUGUCUUAUAAUCAACAACAACCAUAUGUCAUAAUGGGAUCUUACUCAUAUAGCACACAAUGUACAAACUAACAUAAUAUUCUGUUUAGUGGAUUUUCUUCCACGACAAUAUAUUAUUGCAUGGAUCUGGUAUGCUGAAUUAUAUCAUUCUAUUCAAGAACUAUAUGCAUCGAUUAUACUUCUAAUUUCCAUACUUGUUGCUGAUGAAUGACUUUCAAUAUAUGACCUAUUUGAUAUAUUUACUAGGCAUAAACAGUUGAUUUGUGUGCCAUCAACCCUGACUAUGGUAUAAAAAUGCUUUCAAUUAUGGUAUAAAAAGGCUUUCAAAACUCUGCAAAUGUAUAUUGGCACCACCUGUUAUCCUGACAACUUCUAUGCAUCUACAACAUUCUCGCAUGCCUGCUAAAGUUUAUUAUGAACUAUCAAGAAGAUUUGGAACCCGAAAUGUUUUAACAAGAACACAGGGAUGAAUUUACUGGGGGAGGGGGGGAGGGGUGCGGAGGGUGUGCACCCUCCCCCUAGCCCUGGCCAGAGUGGUGCAGGAAGGGGUCUUAUUUUUCAUGAUAAGCAAAAAUUAUUAGAGACAGAAUGAGAUACAGAAUCGAAAUUUGAGUAAUAAUAUGAUGAUAGGCGAACUGUGAACAACAAUUACAAUUCAAAUACUGUAGUCAAGCAAGACUUUGCAAUAGUGGAGCAAGUUUAUGGGUGGGAGGCACACAUGAACGACACAACUUGGCACCAGAGCGGGCAGAGCACUCCCCCCCCCGCCCUCCCCCUAUCAGAUCAUGCUGGACCCAUUCCUGCAAGAACAUUAUAAAACAAAGAUGAUUCAACAAGUACAUCAUAAAAUUGAAUAUUAUUUUUGUGAAGAUAUGGCCGGAUUUAGUUUCUGCAAGUUGAAUAUAUAUCAGCCAUUUUAUUUUUCUUUCAUCUGACAUACUAUAAAUCUAACUUUAUUUAACUGGUCAACUGUUAAACAUCAGUCCCUUAAAAUUUUUUACAAGCUAUUGAGUGUUGAUUGAAGCCCUUGGCAACAGUGCAAUCACCAUGAGCAGCUACAUGUACGCUUAGCGUACCUAUUUUUGUCAUUGGGAAGGCGGGAAAAGGCCCUGGCACCGGCCGGUCACAUGACUUUCAACAUCCGGAUAUAGUGGGUGUAAUAAAUUAAAUUGUUAUUUAGCUAGCGUGAACACCAAACGUGAUUGGCUGAUUUGUAAUCACGUGACUUCAGAUAAAUGCAAUGUUUCCCGCCGGGCAACAAGUGAAAAAUUGUUGCCCGCCCCGACCGGCCACGUAGAUAAAUAAACAAAAUGGUGGCACAACUACGAAAAUUAGAAACUACGAUUUUCCAAUGUUGGGUUCAAAUAAAGAAUGUAAAAGGGAAGAAAAAUACAGAACAGGAAACAGGAUAUGCUGCCGAAACGGUUUAAGUAGGUUCUUUAAUUUUAAACUCGUUUACUCUAUAGAGUUUUUGCCACGAAAAACAAUUGUUGUAUAUGAAUGUUGUUGAAGUUGAUUUUUGUUCGUCGCCAUAUAACAAAAACACUUAAUGUCUGUUCCCUCGGGAAAUAGUUAGUUUUGUUUUCCCUCGAAUCUCAAUGUUUCCCUCGACUUCGUCUCGGGAAACAUUGAGACUCGGGAAAACAAAACUAACUAACUAUUUCCCUCGGGAGCAGACAUUAAGUGUAUAAUAAUAAUGAAUUAGAAAAUCCAAGAUGGCCGCCAACAUAAGAGUGUCCACAAAAUUUAAGUGCUUAGAGCGGCUUAAAAAUGCGUUUAGUCUUUGAAAUUUUUCCUUCUUUUUGCUAUCGACGUACUCGAAAUCAAAUUUUUCAGCUUUUAUUACAUGGGAACUAUGUAGUUGCUGUUCUUCCAACUGGGUUUGGUAAAUAUCGUUCGUUCGCUAAACAACAUUUACAGCCAAUUGAGCCAAAAUGAUUACGACAGAUGCUCUCCAGCUGGACAGGCUUGCCUAAGAGGACACGGAAAGUGUUUUGAACUUGGGAUGUUAAACUUGGUUUUACCCUUCCAAAGACUCUGCUUUGCGACGAUUGGAGCGAGUUUAUGAGGAAUAUUUUUACAGUGAUUCAAAGAAAUGUUUUUGCAUAUACUGUAUAUGUUGUUGAUCUAUUGUUGAAUGUCACUUAUAUUAUAAAGUGCCAAUGGUUGGAAUAUUUAAUCAUUGAUAUUUUAAACACAGAUGAAGUGUUAUAUGCUCUUUCCUUGUUUACAUUUUCCUUGCAGCCAAAUGUUGUUGAAGCAGGCAAGCUGCAAAACUGACAUAUGAGUGAUAUGACCCAAAUAUUGGAUAUACAUCUUAGUUUGCUUCCAGUAAAAUGUAAACAAGACCUUAAGAAUUCUAUAUGAGAUAAGAAAUAUUACGUUUAAAAUCAUGAUUGGCAAAUUAGCAUGUGCGAAUUGAUGCUUCCUAAUAAUAGUAUGUACUCCAGUAAAGCUUGCUUCCUUCAAUUCUUGCUGUUACCAUCUGCACAUUAUCAGGGUGGAGAGUUGAUUUGAAUUAUUUGUCCCAGGGGAUAAAGGUAGGAAACAGAUUUCCAUAACAAAAGGGGCACGGUGCCCAACCACUUAGAAGAUGGCAUGUACUUUAAAUGACCAUUCAUUAUACCCCAGGGUGGGAGAUUCUUAUGCCAAAAUGUUAUAGGCCCCUUUUUAAUCUCUUAAUUUAAUAAUGGAGACCCCUCCUAAAUAUUUAAAGUCUUAAUAAUAUAACAUGAUGCAAUUCUAAUCUUCAUUCAUGUGAAUGCCUGACUAUGAAGAAAAUAAAUUUUGCAACACAGGGAUGGAUCCAGCAUGUUCUGGUAGGGGGGGGGGGUGCUCUGCCAGCUCUGGUGCCAAGUUAUGUCGGUCAUGUGUGCCGCCCACCCAUCAAUUUGCUUCACUACUGCAAAAUUUUGCUUUACUACUGUAUUUGAAUUGUAAUUGUUGUUCACAGCUCACUUGUCAUCAUGUUAUUACUCAAAUUACUGAAUCUCAUUUUGCCUGUAAUAAUUUUUUGCUUUAUCAUGAAAAAUAGUCCCCCCCCCCUGGCCAGGGCUAGGGGUGCACCCCCCAGUAAAUCCAUCCCUGUUGCAACAUACACUAUAAGAGCUAGAAUAAUUGCUUUCUUUGGAUGAUUUGUCUUAGAAUUAUACUACCUAUGUUACAACAAUUCUCCCUAUUCUGAAACCAGUUGCUAUUCUGUUUUUUACAACACUCACCGCCCCCCUCACCACAAAAAAACUCAACAAAUUAAGGACCACCUCCAAGGCAAUUUUGCCAGCAAAAUAAAUUUAAUUUGAUGGUAAGUGUUCUGAGAAAAUAUUAACUCACUGAGUGGCAGCAUUCUGCCCAGACUUGCCACAAGUCGACCUCGAACGAAACGCAAGCAACAAAUGUGAGCCAACGUUUCAUUCGAGGUCGACUUGUGGCAAGUCUACAUUCUGCCCUUGAGUAAAAUUGUCUGGCACCAGACGGAGUAAUAUACUAAAGUAGGGCCCACUGCCACUAUAAAGGGUUAAACAAAUUUAAAAAAAAUUGCAAUGGUCUAUAUUCAAAAAUCUAUUUGUAAAUUUUAAUUUACUUUUAUAUACCUACUUAUACUUAUAGCUACCUUGCCCCAGUCACUUCAAGUAGUUCUACAGGAGGAGGGGGACAUUGAAAAUCCCUGGGUUUACUUGGUAAAAGCAAGAAUUGAACCAUGCAUUACAUGUAUAUGGAGAGCAGUUUUAAAUAUAUUUUAUCAUGCAAAUACCUUGAUAAUUGUUCUUAAACCUCUUUGGCUUAGAAUGGGUACACCCUCCAAAGGUGUUUAUUUACAUGGUCCAAAGAUGUAAAUAUACACUGUCCAAGGUGUUAAUAUAAACAACAAAACAAUGUAUAUAAUUAAAUUUUACUAAAUAAAAUGUGGAAUAUUUUACAAAUUGCAUUACCAUCCCAAAGUGUACAUAAUUUAUCAAUAUAAUUAGGACUUAAAAGCUGUUCACAUGGGUUUGACUCUGACCCAGCACCCUUGGCUAGCUCCCCUUGCCUGAUUACAAGUAGAAAACCUCCAACUCCCCUCUGACAAAUCAGUCCAGAUCUGCCAAAGAGGCAGGAUUUCCUGGAAUAUUAUUAGCAGUGAAAUUGUUGCAUAUUUUCAAGCAUGCAUUGUAACCUGAUUUUAAAGCCUGUUUGAACAUCAGACAUUGUGGCAAUGGCAGGAUGGUCCAGCCAUGUGAAUACAAUUUUAAAAUAUCAAAAACAAUGCAAUUUAAGGUCAGACAGCCCAACUCCUGCGAACAGCCCUUUAUUACACAUUCGAAGCAUCAAAGUACAUGCAGGCACAUGGAAUUACAUACGAGUAUGUGACAUAUAAGCCCACCAUUCACAACUUUGUCUGCAACAAUGCAAGUACAAUCAAGCUGGAAACGGAUUUUAUUAGUAUUUUGAUAUAUACAUUAUGGAUCAUGUCUAAAGACACCUGCACUUUCAUAUUGAAAUUGUUCUAAUAUCAUCCAAACAAAACACAUAAAAAAACUGUAACAUCAGCCAAAUGAGCAAAUCACUUUUUUAACACAAUUUAUGGUAAAAUGAAGCAACAUGUAAUAAGUGGUAACAAAACUAAAUCACAUGCUAGAAGUUACUAUCGCAAGGAGAGUGCUGCCUCAUCCCCAAUGGAUCAAAGCCAGCAUGUACAAUUUGCUGAAUAAGGGGAUGUUUAUAUGAUCCUGCUUUACCAGGACGAGAUACGAGGCAGGGUGAUUUCGAUGUAUUGAAAUAAGUCAUGGUCUACAACAUUUCAGUUCUGUUAACCAGCAUUUGAACUUUCAUUUGGCCUAGUGACUUAUUUCAAUAUUCAAAAUCAUCCCACCUUCCAUCAUGUAAACAGCCCCAAAGACCUGUUCAUGGGGUAGGAAAAGUGCAUUUUGAAUACCAAACACCUUGCACAAUGUUGAAGGUCAGCUAAAUAUUCUAUUUCUACUUUGUUGGCAUGGUACCGGUGAUUUUAUAUGAAUACCUGCAAUGCUAAUAGCUUCUUGCUUUUGUAUGUAUAAUUAUAAUACUGUCAGUGCUGAAGCAAGCCAUAGCAACAGGUCAUGCUAUGCAAGUUUUUAAUUAUUUGCAUUGUAGGUUUAUUAGCGUAUGAUAGCAUGACCAGUUGCCAUGGCUAGCUUGCCAUUGAAUACUGUACAAUAUCAUAUAUGUAUAAACAAUAAUAAUACUUGAAUGAAUCAUUGGACAUGUAGAAUUUAAUAACAAUUUCAUAUAUAGAAGUAAGUCAGUUUUUGUCCCAAUUAUCAUUUUAAUGGCACCUUAUUCAAGGCAACGUUCACAGAACAACUGAAUAAUCUGCUGAUGGGGAGACAAAAUCUAUUUGUUGACAUUUUUGUUUAAUACGUCUGCUUCAGAUGACACAAUUCAUUUGUAAUGACUAAGAUUGUGCUCAGUCAGAACUGCAAAGCUAUAUAAUAGGAAAGAAUUUGUUAGCAUUAUUGAAAAAUAUAGUGUACCAUGAAAUGUAUAGUGACACAGGCACACAACCAGGGUGAAUAUAUGAAUAUAGGCCGGUAGGAUUAUUUCAUAUUUAUGCUAAUAACAAUGGACAUAUUUCGGAGAUAUAUUUUUACAGACCUAGGCCAUACCUUGUACAAAAAUCGCUUGACAUGUUCUAUUAAUACAUGCAUGCAUGUAGGCUAUUAAACUGCUGGUAAGCAGACAACAAUCCACAUUGUCGUCUGUCGCUUGCUAUAGGAAAUAUCUUUACAUUACAAAAUAUACACAACAUUAGCCCACAUUAGAGACGGACAAGUCGUCUAGACGAACAAAUCGUCUCUCAAAAAUCGUCUUCACAGACGGACAAGCAGUCGACCAAAUUCAGACGACUUGUUCGUCUAACAUAAUUUUGUCCGACACGUUUUCACAUCUGAUGAUUUGUUCGACUAAAAGACGAUUUUGAGACGAUUUGUUCGUCUAGACGACUUGUCCGUCUUCUAAUGUGAAAACGGCUAUUCAGUGUUUGUUUUUAAAACGUUCUGAAAGCAAAUUGCUAUGUCAAUGAACAUCUAAAAUGAACACUAAACUCAUCGCCUUGGCACAUCGCCACACAAACAAAUAUAAAACCAAAAGUACAUCAUCUUGACUCCUAAAUAUAUUAAAAAGACGAUCUAUUGUUUCAAAUACCUCAUAUCGAAUGCUAAACAUUCGAUCUAAAUAUAAAUGCCUUCAUGUAAUAUCACCAGAAAGAAAUAUAUAAAGCUAUCCUUACCUGAAUUUAUUCGAAAUAUUGUCGAUUUGUGAAAAUCCAACAUAUAUCAUGCGAGCGCAAUACAAAAUAAAUUUUGACCGCCCCCCCUCGUUUAAAAAAACUUCCUGAAGCCUUAAUUAUUUCCCCGGAAUUACGACAUAUUUAUAAACAGACAAACACAAAUUAUAACUCGGCCAAAGAGACUGGACACAAAUAAACACAGACACGCAAUACUUCAUGUUAAGAAUAGUGUGCAGCAAUUAUUCAAAAUUUGUAAACACUGUUGCAUAUAUGAUAUAACAAAAUAUCGUCGCAUUUCUAGUGGUAACUAAUUAUAAAUUAGGCCAGUUUAAACUCGACUAUGAAGAAUAUCAAAAACUAAAGGUUAUGUUUCAGUUUUAUAUAAACCCAGACUUUAGUUUUAUAUAUUUAAACAUUUAAUAACGCUAUACGAAGCCAAUUAUGAAGGCACAUUUUGCCCUAAAUACUCGGUCAGAGCCUCAGAGGUGUGUUCUAGUACACAAUUAAUCUUCUCUCACAGAUUAAAACAAACAAUAAUACUAACCAUCAACAAAUUGUGUAUAAAUCUUAUCGAAUUUAACCAUUUUGCCACAGAUUUUGCCAAAAAUAUUUCUUAGACGGACAAAGUAUUAAUAAUGGACACUCCUUGCGUGAAAAUGUUAAUUUAUCCCAAAGUUUGAAUAAAUUAACCCAAGAUUGCAUUAUUUGCAUAAUAAUGUUCUUGUCAUUGACCAAUCAGAAUACAUAGAAGACCGGCCGGUGCCAGGGCCUUUUCAUGCCUUCCCAAUGACAAAAAUAGGUACGCAGUGCGUACAUGUUGCAUGCCCUCUUUCUUCUGCAGAGGCUUUAGUUGCAUUUCCUUCCCUUCACCCUUUUCCGCCCGCGCUCCUUCACCCAGUGGCUCCGCCCGUGUUCCGAGAUCCGCCAUGUAAAGUGUAGUGAAAUGUAUCUCAUCGUGAUAAAUCGUAGGACAACUAAAGCACAGAAUAGAGAAUGGACCAGAAGUGUCACUCGACGAGUGCUGAUGUGAAAUACGCCAUCAUAUGACGCCAUCCUGGAGUGCACCACAGAAGUUUUUCAUGGGUACAAACAUAGGUACAAAGUGCUGUGUGCACUCCAGGAUGGCUUCAUAGCACAUAAAAAAUUUCGGAUGUUUUUCCCAAGCCAAAACACAUUACACAUAGGAGUGUCCCUUCUGGUCUAGUAUCUAUUCUGUGACUAAAGCCUUCAGACCGAUUUCCAUUCAGUGCAAAAUAUCGCAAGAUCAACUUUUUCCGAUCACUUUCUUUUGAAACACGUUCAGUCAACCUGACCGCUGCGUUUGAUUGCUUGUAUUUCAGUAACCUGAGUAUCAGGCCCUCGGUAUUAGUAUUUCAGAAGAAAUUGAUCGCAAAAUGUCGAUCGCGCGACAUUUUGCACUGAGUGGAAAUCCACCUUUAUGGUGCGCAAGCGCUUAUAAAUUUUGGUACAACUGGCCUGAAACUUAACAUAUUGAUUCAAUAAAUUUAACAUCAAUAUAUUUAUUGAAAAAUAGCUAUUAUGUCAAAAUAACAAACCUUUUUCAAACUUUUCGCGACUGUUCAUCUGUAGUUGCAAGGGACGGUAAUAUCAAGGUCAACAGGUCAAGGUUUUAUCACUGAUUGACUAUUCGAAGUAAACAAUGUUUAUAUUUUCCUAAAAAUUUAGCUUUAUUCUGGCUUACUGAAAGUAUAAAAAACCGUGGAAACCGUGAAUUAGUAUAAUGAUUGAAAAUAAUUAUUAAACUAUGAUCUCGACUAUGAUUGAAAUUAUCGAAGUAGAAUGCUAUUUCGUUGUAUUAAAUUUCAGUAGACAAUAGUUCAUGUUAAUAUUUACAAAAUGUGAUGUAGUUUUGAAAUUUGAAGUUGUACACACAAUAUAAUCAGUGCUAGCACAAUGGCUUCGUUUCAAUUUGGGCAUAUAAAAAAUUAAAAUUUUGACAGCGUGGCCUUUCACAAACAUAAACGCCUGAUAAUGCCGAUAAUUGAUAAAUAAAUAUCAGUGCCAGCACAACGGCACCAAAAUAAUAACAAAUAACAGAAUAUAAGCUAAAUUAAAAACAACAAAGCUUUACCUACCUCGAUCUAUUUUUCUAUUAAAGGCCUUAAAUUCCGUAAAGAAUAUUUUCUUUGCGUUUCCUCGACGAAAGCCGUGAACAAAAGCGUGCAUAUUACCUAAAGGUAAUCGCUAGAUAGUAUACUUCAAAAUAAGGUUUCCGUUUUUAUAACGUAGUAAAAACUAUCCUAACGCAAAACUAAACCCUAACCCUAAUACUAACCCUCACCCUAACCCCAACCUAACCCUAACCCUAACCCUAACCUAAACCCUAACCUAACUCUAACUUAUUUUAAUUAUUUUAAAAAUUAAUAAAAAAACGGAAAUCUUAUUUUGAAGUAUACUAUCUAGCAAUUGCCAUUACCUAAAGUUUCACUCAUCACAUGAAAAUGCUCGUCGGACUGACUCGGUAUUUGUCGUAUUUUACGAAUCUGUCACGUGAUUUACCACCGCCCGUACGCACACCGCGACACGAAAUUUAGAGCUAUAUGAAAGUUGCAUGCCCAUAUAUGGGCAUGCAACAAAAAGGGAAAAGCCCUAGGAAUGAGGUUGUGCAAAUAGCUGAUCUUUAAUUUAGAAAAAACGUAACUUUGCGUGAAUAGUAAAAGGGCUUAAACUAAACCAAAUUGUUCGAAAUUUUGUACAGUAAUUAAAAACUCGACAAAUUUUCCAUCUAUUAACUCAAAAUACGAUUACAACUUUUAAAUUUUGUGCGCGAGCCAGUUUUAGUUUGUUGGAAAAGACCCCUGGUUCACAAAACUUGAGUUCAAGAAAAUUUUUUCGUUAUUCUACAUUAUAGGUACCCAAAGAAGCUAUAUAUAUAAAAAAACCGGAUACAAGUAGGUGUUUUGCGAAAUUGAGAGCAAUUUCAAAUCUGUUCAGUUUUUUUUUAUACACCCUGUAUAUUUACAAAAUUUAAAACUUUAUACUUUAUACUGAACCGAAAUUUGGCUGACAGUAACUUAAAUAUACUGAAAAGUAACGUAGGAUAAAAUAAACUAGCAAGUUAGCAAAUGUAAAAAUAUAGUAAUAGUUUGAUUUCACAACUGACAAUGUUUUUGUACUGUUUAUAUUGUCGUAAUUGUACAGCACAUGCAAUUACACGCGCCCAGCAUGUAGCGAUUAGCUGCAUGCGAUUGGUUCUCUAAAUUUAGCAAUCAUUCUAAAAAUACAAGUGAUAUUUGACAUGUUUUGACAUAAUACUGGAAGCAGAGCAUGCGCGACACAAAUUAAACACAAAAACGGCAGAGCCUUAUUUUCUAUGCGAGGGAAAAUCAGCCUCUGCUCUCAGGGUAACAACAUGUAAGCUAAUUUUAAUAAAAAAAUUAAAUAAUCACAACAAAAAUAAACUGCAUCGCACACACUAAUACAUUGCUCUGUCAUAAGAGUGUAACCCUUCAAGUCGGCUAAAAUAUAAAUAUUCAAAGGGCAAAGUGUAAAAUGUAUAACAGAUACAAGUAUUUAAACAUGCAGAAUAAGGCAAGGCGUGCUGUAUGUGUCGUAUUAUUUUACCGUAUCUCCAUUGCAAAGUACAGACCCUUGCCUUGUUUACUUUUUCCUGGCAGUCAAAUUAUGAUUAUGCAAACGUUAGAAUACUUUCCCUAUUGUGUUUCGACAAAUCAUAUCAUAAUAACACGAAUUAAGCACUGGACUGGACUUUGGACUUUGGACUAUGGACUUUGGACUAUGGACUUUGGACUAUGGACUUUGGACUAUGGACCUUGGACUAUGGACUUUGGACUAUGGAGUUUGGACUUUGGACUAUGGACUUUGGACUUUGGACUUUCGAUUUUGAAAUUAUAUUAUUUUUUACAUUUUCGUAUAAUUAUAGACCUAUUGCACACGAACGACGUCACAGCGCCGGUGACGACGAAUCUGGAGGACAAAUUAGCAAUCUUUGCAUUAUAUAACUUUUGUAAACAAAGCAAAUUUUGUAAAAUUUUAUAAUAAUUUUGUAUUAAAAUGGUAAAUUUUUGCGCUGUAUGUGGUUGUUGUACCCGAACAUAUAUUGUUGGGGAGCAUCUUGAGGACACUCCAAGGAUUUGUGACGUCAGUGCAAUGGUUCUAUAUUAAAAUCUAAACAGAGAACGAAAAUUUGCUGCUGAAAAGCGUGCUCAUAGUACACUGCAUGCACAUGCAUGAUAUAAUAUACAAGGUAAAAAGAACUCAGUAUCAGUUAUAUAUGCAGCAGUGCAAUUUCAUACGGAUAUAUAGCCUGCAAGAUAGCAGGAUUAUUCAACAUUUUGGGAGUUAAUAUUUAAAUUUUAUAUAAUAUUUGUAUUUACAGUAUCCAUAGACCAUAGUACAGUUUAUGCUGCAGAACUUCUUCUUUAAUAUAUAGCUUAGAUAAUAGAUUAACUUCAGAAACAAUUGUGACAAAAGUGUCUCGGCAAAUACAAAAUAUUAACUAUACAAGCGAUUAUUAUUGCGCCUAUUGAAUAUUGUAUUAGCCUAUGUAUCUAUUGACUGUUCAUCUUUGAAUAAUAGUUUAUACUAGUACUGUAUUUUGUAAUUGUUUACUCCGUUACACGGUAACGUUUUGUUAAUGUUACAUAUUUUUGAAAGACAUUCUAUAGGUAGCUAUCCUUAUCACUAAGACUAAGUGCUUCAGUUAUUAUUAAUAAAUGUUAGUAGAUGGACAGGAAUAUUCGAACGGAAAUCUACACACUUUCUAAGACCUACUCAGUUGUGUGUGAGAAGGCAAAAAUCUAUGUCUAUGUGCUUCAGGUAGUCUAGCAACUCAGUAUUUUCCACGUUUACUGUAAUACUACCACUUGCAAGUGAUGAACCAGGCGGGAAUCGUAAUCGUAGUAUAAAGAUUAAUGACCAGCAUAACGUACGCAAAAGAGCCAUAUAGCCAAUAAUAUAGACAUAAAUAGUAGGCCUAUAUAAAGUAAUACUAUAUACAUAAAGUAAUCAGUAGUACCAAUUAAUGUAUCAUACAUUCAAUUCGUAUUUUAUAAAAUAUGACGACUAUGACAACAAGGGCAGAUUUCGUUCUAAGCCAAUCAGCGCAUUUGUUUACAUUUUCGUUCUCGACCAAUCAGAAUGCUUAAAAUUUAAAAACGUAAACAAAUAGAGUGAGAAAAUAUUAUCGUAAUCUAAGGCUUCCGUGAGCUACAAUAUAAACUUUUUUUACCCAAAACCGAAAGAUUCUAACAGAAAAUACAUAUAUCUUGAAUUUUGUCGUGGGACUUUUUAAAUUUCGACACAGAACGCGAAAUAUCGAUGUUUGAAUUACCGCCGUGAUUGCGCUCUGUAGCCGCAUCAUAUCGUCAAAACCAAUCGAAAUAACGCUGUUUUCAUUGGGAAGAUUUUGUAGUUUUUCUUCGUUUUAUACUGCAUGCAUAUUCUGGUAUAAUUUACUGUACUGUACCUCUGAUCGUGUUGUCAGAAAUACGUCAAAAAGUUAUAUUGGGCGGUGAUCAUUGGGCGGUGAUAAAGUGCAAUUUCAUAUCCGGUUUCUUGUUCGCUCUCGAUGUAUGCGCUUGUUCUUCGAUCUGUUUGAUUAUUUUGUCCAUAAAUACAGUAUGUGCUUGUUUGUUUUAAACAAUUUUCAACGAGGAAACAUCGAAACAGCACCUAUAGACAAAGUGACAGUGCAAAUAGAUGGAACCAUUUUGCUACAGCACCGCAGUGUUUAUCUUGGUGUCAAUGACGUUUCCAAUGUCGGAUUCCUUGCAGCAAUGUAUCGAUUGUCCUUUCGUUUUCUCCAUCUUCUGGCUGGAUCUCGUGCUCAUCAUCAUCGUCGUCUACUUCGCUUUCGUCGUCGCUUUCAAUGUCUUCUGCCUCGUCUUCGUUCUCCUAAAAAUUCGCUAUCAGAUCGUGGUUGAAGACAGCCUCGUUCACUACCUUGCAAGGACCUCGAGCUUUGUCAGCAAUGUCGACUGACAAAUAUGGCAAACACUUAUGUCAGGCAAAACACAUUCAAUGUGGAAAGAAUGACUACAACUACGAAAUAUUUUCCACAAGGGGCUUUCUUUCUCGCAUUCAGGUAAUUAAUUCGCAUUUUCUAAGACGUAAAUAAAGCAAAAGUAAGUUACUUGUAACCUAUUUAUAGAUAGACUGUCUGUCCGAAUUGCUUUUUUUGUUUUUUAGGUCUUUGUUUCAAGAAUUAUAAAUGUUUGCUUGUAGGACGUAGGUCCCUUUCUUUCAUUUUGUAUGGUAUUAAUGAAAUUUUCUAUAAAUCCUUCAAUUUUUACAUACACUUUGCAUGGUGUGUUCUAAAAAUCUAAAAUUGGAACAAUAUAAUUAGAAUAAUUUGGGUACAUUUUCAAACAGUCUUUUAUUUUGUAACAAAUACUAUAUUUUUAUGUUAUAUUUUCAGUUAAUUUUUUCUUGAAUGUGGAAAAUGGUUAAAUAAGAAGGAUAAGUAAUGUUAAUUUUGUAUGUUUGAGUUUAACCAUUGACCGGCCAUCAAGUGCCAGCGCUCUCCCCUUGACGAGUGAAAUUGUCUGGCAUUAGACAGAGUAAAAUACUAAAGUAGGGCGCAUCGGGGUGCAAUGCGACUCAAUGGGUUAACUAGACACACAGGCAGAUAGGCCAGUUAACCCAUUAAGAGACAGCGCUCUCCCCUUGACGAGUAAAAUCGUCUGGCGUUAGACAGAGCAAAAUAAUCUGGUGUUAGACAGAGUAAAAUACUAAAGUAGGGCGCAUCGGGGUGCAAUGCGACUCAAUGGGUUAAACCACAAUAAAAUGCACUGCUGUCAGACAAUUUUACUCAACAUCUAGGUGAAAGUCUUGUGGUUUAAUGGGUUAACCAAACAAUCUACGCACCCUACUUUAUUAUUUUACUAUGUCUAAUACCAGACGAUCUUACUCGUUAGAGGGAGAGUGUUGCACUUUAAUUUUGUUUGACAGCAUUCACAACCAGAUACUGUGAGCAUGCCCCCCCCCCCAACCCUGUUUCAACACUGGCAAGAAAAUACCCACUCCAUGUUUGAAACCGUGCGACAGUAUAUUGUGGCAUUCGAUUAAUAUCCCGUCGAAAAUUUCCACUCAGUCCUAAGAGCAAGAACAAAAGAAACAGAUUUAGCUGACCAGAUUGCAUUCAAAGCAAAAGAGAUUGAUGCAUGCAAGCAUAAACUGCAUUCUUUUAAGUCUGUCUUUGUGCCAAUUAAGAUAUUCAACUACAACUCAAAGAGAAUUAUAAUAAUACGUUGAAGGCAAAGGCUGAAAAAUUUCUUUGAAUCCCAAAUGACCACCCUAACAUGGCAACCCCGAGUUCGACGGCAACCCAAAUAUCCAGAUCUGACCAAAUGGAAACUGCCAACUCUAUUUGGAGAAAAAAUUGUGAACAAUCAUGUCCUGCCACUAGGCUUUACUUCUGUUCAACAAGCUCCAAAUCCGAACAGGUAAAGGCAAAAACAUUAUUAUAUGGAAUAUGGCGGGGGGGGGGACAUUCUCACAGUAUUCUGUUUAUGAAUGCUGUCAAACAAAAUUAAAGUGCAACUCUCUCCACUUGACGAGUAAGAUCGUCUGGUGUCAGACAUAAUACAGUAGGGUGCAUUGUAUCUUAAUGGGUUAACAAAACAUACUGGCAGAUUGUUUGGUUAACCCAUUAAACCACAAGACUUUCACCUAGAUGUCGAGUACAAUUGUCUGACAGCAGUGCAUGUUAUUGUGGUUUAAUGGUUAAACUCAAACAUACACAAUUAACAUUAUAUCUACUUAUCCUUCUUAUUUAACCAUUUUCCACAUUCAAAGGGGAAUUACAUAAAAAUAUAGUACUUGUUACAAAAUAAAAGAAUGUUUGAAAAUGUACCCAAAUUAUUCUAAUUAUAUUGUUCCAAUUUUAGAUUUUUAGAAAACACUAUGCAAGGUGUAUGUAAAAACUGAAGGAUUGAUAAAAAAUUUCAUUAAUUCCAUACAAAAUGAAAGAAAAGGGACCUACAAACAGACAUUUAAAAUUCUUGAAACAAAGAUUCGGACAGACAGUCUAAAUAGUUACAAGUAUUAACUUACUUUAAUUUACGUCAUAGAAAAUGCGAUUUACCUGAAUGCGAGAAAGAAAGUCCCUUGUGGAAAGUAUUUCGUGGUUGUGGUCAUUCUUUCCACAUUGAAUGUGUUUUGCCUGACAUAAGUGUUUGCCAGAUUUGUCAGUCGACAUUGCUGACAAAGCUCGAGGUCCUUGCAAGGUAGCGAACGAGGCUGUUUUCAACCACGAUCUGAGAGCGACUUUGCAGGAGAACGAAGACGAGGCAGAAGACACAGAAAGCGACGAUGGAAGCGAAGCAGACGACGAUGAUGAUGAGCACGAGAUCCAGCUAGAAGAUGGAGAAAACGAAAGGAAUUGCUGCAAGGAAUCCGACAUUCGAAACGACAUAAAUUUGACACCAACAUAAACACUGUGCUGUAGUAAAAUGGUUUCAUCUAUUUGCACUGGCACUUUGUCUAUAGGUGCUGUUUCGAUGUUUCCUCAUUGAAAAUUAUUUAAAACAAACAAGCACAUACUGUAUUUAUCACUGAUCUAAUAAUACACUGGAUAUAGCUUCUAUACCUAUCAAAAGUGAAGCCAACUCGCAAGCGUGCAAAUUUACUUCCGGAUACCCAAAGGAGCGAUAAUUAAUAUGGCGUUAUAUGGAGAAAUGUGAUGUCGAAGCAAAUAUUUUGUAAAUAUGAGCCGUUCUCGUAACGCGAUCAUGCUUAUUUGUGCUUCUUAUGAAAGAUGAGUGUCUUAUGAUUAAUUUGUAGCAAAAUUGCUGCCUGUUACGCUUACACAUCGCUCUAGAAUUUGUUUGAAGAGUGGCAUGUUUAUGGUCCCGAGUUGUGGUUUAUGCUGUCUACGAGUUUAAUAAUGAAGAGGAGUUUUAAAUAAUAAUGAAGAGGAUUAUAAUACUAAACUGCUUCUGGAUUUUCUUCUUAUCAUGGUGAGGACAAUAUUCUACGCCGUAAGAAAUAACGGUUUAAUACUUGUUUUCAAAGAUAAAAAGAUAAUUUAAUCUGGGGAAACACCUAUAAAUCUCGUAUUCAAAAGUUAGUCAAUAUUCAAAAAAAAAUUGUUAGAUUAAUGACUUUCAAAUCUUAUUUUGAUCAUUCUGAACCAAUCUUUAAUUUAUUACAAAUACUCAAUCUACAAAAAAUUAAUGAUUAUUUAACAAGUUUAUUCAUGUUCCGAUAUUUCCAUCUACAAAAUCUACCAGAAUUAUUCACAAAUUAUUUCUUUACUAAUAAGGAAAUUCACAAUCACAACACAAGAAAUUCUUCAUUGCUACACAAAAACUCCAGCAGAACCAACUAUGCAAAACAUAGUCUUGCUAAUAAAGGUAUAGAAGUAUGGAAUAAUCUUUCUGAACAAUAUGAAAAACCAAGGUCUUAUGAUUCCUUCAAAAAAAUGAUCAAAAACUACUUCUCACAGCUAGAUUGAUAUACAACCUGUCAUAUUCCUGCAAUAAUAUACAAUAUCAAAAUUGUAUUGUAAAUAUACAUCCUAACUAUUUUUAUAUAUUAUUAAUAUAUGCUUUGCUUUGUAUUUUCUUUAAAAAAUAUUCGAACUGACAUUAUAUUAAUUAUUAUUUUUAAUUCUUAAUUCAUAAUCUAGGGGCCUAAAAUAAAAGCCAUAUGGUUUCUAGUAGGCUCCUAGCCCAUUUGUAAAUAUUAAAUAGCACUAUAUUAUCUUUUGUAAUGUUUUGGGCGAACUUAAAUAAAAAAAAAAAAGAUAAAAAGAGCAUUUGAGUUUACAACAUUGUGUGUUAAUAGUGUUAUUUUGCCUAUAAUUCCAACUCUGUAAUCUAAAAACAGUAACACUGCCACUGGAAAUGUUUCGUAAUAUGUGAUAUGUUGUUCGUUUUGUUAUUUUCUUUAUGAAUCAGUGUAUAAUUAUAACGACAUGUGGUAUAAAUAUUACAUUGUUCCCACCUUUUAAUCAAAGCCCCGUUUACACGAGCAAAUUUUAUUUGAAAAAUUUCGUAUGUCAAAGAUAUUUUGCUGGUGUAGAUGAUAAAUUUGUGACAAAUUCAUUGUGACAAAUGCAUUUGAUCAAAAGCUAGCAUGUUAGCUUUUGAUCAAAUGCAUUUGUCACAAUGAAAUUUGUCAAAUAAAUGUGCUUGUGUAAACGGGGCUUAUAUAAAAUCCAAGGACUUUUCCAGGAUUUUCAAGGACCUUAUCAAUUUUCAAGGACUUUCAAGGACCUAGGAACGGACAAAUAUUUGAAAAUUACCUAAGGCUUGCUACUAAACUCGAGGAAAGCAAGAAUGUCAUGUACUAUACUAAUUCAUUGUUCUUAAUACAGUAAACUUGUUUUGGACUAUCAUACUUAAUUUUUAUUGAAAUUGAAGAAAAUGAGUAAUUUAGGCAUCCUUCAACUAUUACCAGCCCAACUGAAAUAAAAUUCCAGGACUUGCAAGGACUGUAUCAAUUUUCAAGGACUUUCCAGGCCUGGAAUUUUUGUUCAUAUUCAAGGACUUUCCAGGAUUUUCAAGGGCGUGGGGACCCUGAUAUUAACCAUGACUGAAACAUAGCUUUAUUUUUUAGGCCUGUAAUGAAAGAAAAGACAUUGAAUAGAAUGAAAAAUCUAUAGAUGCUGUUUAGAAUUUUAUAUUAGCUUGAUAUUUAUUAGUCAUAUUCCAAAAAGGAGUGGCAGACACAGGGUCAUACCGAGCUGGAUGGGUGUGGGUAUGGCACCCCCACUUUCUGAAAAACUCUUGUUAAUUAAACAGAGAUUAUGUUGAAAAUGUGACUUGUCCAUAUAUUGAUUGAAACUGGUCAGUAAAUGGAUAAAAAUGUUGAGUUAGUCUGUAAUGUGAAAAGGCUGUACAGGAACAUCCCCCACCCAGAGUGGUCUUGGUAUGUCACUGACAUUUGGGAGGGUAAACUGGGGUGACUCCUUGUCAGUCUAAUCAGUGCUGGAGCUAGCCAUAGCAACUGGUUGUGCUGUGGUAAUAAAUGCAAACUUAAGCAGUCCAAAGACAAUAAAUUUCUAAAUACUUGAAUAAUUCAAAUUGCUAAAAAAUUGUAUAGCAAGACCAGUUGCUGUAAUGGCUUAGUAGCUCUGCACACCAUUACAUUUAUCUCUGAUAGAGUUUCAUCCAAAAAAGGUUAACAUAAAUUUUGAGGAAUGACAAUUCUGAGAAUUGAUAUGAAGCAACUGAAUGACAUGAGAAAAUCAGCAACAAAAAUUUAUCUGUCAAAUAUUUUAAUAUAUAAGUGUCUGCCACUGGUUCCAAGACAAUCUCGCAAUGCUACUGCAAGGUUCGUUUUCACCAUCUUGCAAAAUCAUACACAGACAAGUUAUCUACAAAUAGAGUUAGGAAGAAGUUAACCAAAUUAGUGUUAUUUGAACAUCAGUGAAUCCUUCACAAUAAACAUUAAAUCUAGAUUUACGCCUGUAUUCUACAAGCUCACUGAGUGCAUGUGAAACGGAAAUCGCAUUUCUGCUGAUCAAUGAUAGAAUCCUUUCUCAAUCAAUAGCAAGACUUUUAGUAAAAUAAUCAAAAACAAACUUUCAAACGAGUGCAAAUUUAUAAGUCUUGUAAUGGUGAUAAGGUGAUUGUGAUCUCCCACUCAGUGAGUAUCAGUGCGCUUUUAGAAUACAAGCCUUAGAUUUCUAUUUACUUGAAUAAUUCGACCACACUAAUAGCCAAGCAAUCAAGUUUAUUAAAUGUAAAUAUUGUACAUAAACUGCCACUGCAUAUUUAUUACUGUAAGUAAUAAUUAUAUUGAUACCUAUACUAAGUGUAACUAUAUUAGAAAUGAAAACAGUAAACAGAUAUAAUAUGCGUCGUAACUUCGGUGCCGUUAAUUGUCUAUAAGAAAAAAAGAUUCCUUAGCGCCUGUAAAAUCCAGAAGUACUUUAGUAUUAUAAUCCUUUAAACUCGUAGACAGCAUAAACCACAACUCGGGAGCAUAAACCACAACUCGGGACCAUAAACAUGCCACUCUUCAAACAAAUUCUAGAGCGAUGUGUAAGCGUAACAGGCAGCAAUUUUGCUACAAAUUAAUCAUAAGACACUCAUCUUUCAUAAGAAGCACAAAUAAGCAUGAUCGCGUUACGAAAACGGCUCAUAUUUACAAAAUAUUUGCUUCGACAUCACAUUUCUCCAUAUAACGCCAUAUUAAUUAUCGCUCCUUUGGGUAUCCGGAAGUAAAUUUGCACGCUUGCGAGUUGGCUUCACUUUUGAUAGGUAUAGAAGCUAUAUCCAGUGUAUUAUUAGAUCAGUGGUAUUUAUGGACAAAAUAAUCAAACAGAUCGAGGAACAGGUGCAUGCAUCGAGAGCGAACAAGAAACCGGAUAUGAAAUUGCACUUUAUCAACGCCCUCUGAUCACCGCCAAAUAUAACUUUUUGACGCAUUUCUGACAACACGAUCAGAGGUACAGUACAGUAAAUUAUACCAGAAUAUGCAUGCACUAUAAAACGGAAGAAAACCAGAAAAUCUUCCCAAUGAAAACAUAUCGAUUUUGACGAUAUGAUGCGGCUACAGAGCGCAAUCACGGCGGUAAUUCAAACAUCGAUAUUUCGCGUUCUGUGUCGAAAUUUAAAUGGCUGAAUACAUUUAUGAAAAGCUAAAACUGACACAGACAAAGGUACUAUACAUUGUAAACACAGCCUAUUUAGGCAGGCGCUAAGCCAGUGUAAACUAUUAUGCAAAGAUGAACACAACCUCGUACCCAGGAUCUUUCUUUGGGAAAGGAGAGACCCUUGGAACGAGGUUGAGAUGAACAAUACCGUCAUGCAUUUAAUAGUAUUUUUGCGCAAGUGAAUAAAUAUAUAACAAAUCAUACAAGUUGUCAAGUUGAUUGGUCAAAUUUCACUAUGAUAAAUUUCCCGAUAAUCACGGCCUGGCCUGGCUUCGGCGAAUAAUUGUUCAAAGCAUAAAAACCAAAGGCGCAAUAAUAAUCGCGUGUAGUUUAUACUUAUACGUGAUAUAGUUUCUCAAUAUUUUGUAUUUGCCAAGAUACUUUUGUCACAAUUGUUUCAAUAAAUCUAUUAUCUAUACGAUAAAGAAGAAGUUGUGCAGUAUAAACUGUACUAUACAUACUAUAAAUGCAAAUAGUAUAAUAAAAUUUAAAUAUUAAAUAAAAAAUAUUACUGAGAUGAUCCGGCUGUUAUCCCACAGGCUAUAUCUAUGAAAUUGCACUGGUAUACCUAUAUAACUGAUAGUAUUUUUUACCUUGAAUAUUAUAUCAUGCACAAACUUUCGUUCUCUGUUUAGAUUUGAAUUAAUAUAAUUAUACGAAAAUCUUAGAAAUAAUAUAAUUUCCAAAUCGAAAGUCCAAAGUCCAUAGUCCAAAGUUCAAACUCCAAAGUUCAUAGUCCAUAGUCCAAAGUCCAGUCCAAAGUCCAGUCCAGUGUUCACAAUAUGUCCUCUUUCGAUCGAGCUUUAAAAUACAUUUUUCUGCCAACGGGUUUAACACGGCAAGGGAUCUAUUUAAUUUUUUUCCUUAAGUCAUAUAUUAAAUUGCCAGAGUAUAGUACAAAGUAAUGCUUUUACUGCCAGAGUGCAUGCAGUUUAUUUGACGGAUAGCGAUAUAAAUAACUUUUAACGCUCGGAUUGUUCGUUCAUUUAUCUCUCUCUACUAUAUAAUAUAUAUAUAUAUAUAUAUAUAUAUAUAUAUAUAUAUAUAUAUAUAUAUAUAUAUAUAUAUAUAAAUAUAUAUAUAUAUAUAUAUAUAUAUUAUAUAGUAGAGAGUGAAAUACUGAAAAAUACACAGUGAUAUAUUUUUCAUAUCUUCACCAGUGAAAAUAUCGAUCACGUGAUUUUUGGUAUUUAUACAAUUUUUUGCUUGGACUAUAUAAUGAACAGAACAUUACACGGUGGCUUGAAGAUAUGUCUUUUAUCUUCUCGUGUUAAAAACAGUAUUUUACUCACUCGCUGCGCACGUUCGUAAAAUAUUGUUUUCACCACUCGAAGAUGAAAAGUCACAUCUUCGCGCCGCCGUGUAAUUUCCUGUAUAUAUAGUAUAUCUUUCAAAUCUACGGGCAAGCAGCUUUUUCCAACAUACGUAGUGAACAACCCAUCUAUAGCAUUGUUCCUUUUGGUCCCUUUGUUAGCAAUUCAGUAUACCCGUUGACCCGUUUUGGGCAUUUAAAAGCAAAAAAAUUAAAAAUAUUUUAAAAUAAUACAGUGGAACGUUUUCAACUAUCUAGGGGCAACGUACAAUUUCAAGAAACUGUCCAGCUGGAUGCCGAUCAGAAAUAAAAAGUGUCGAAAAAGCAAUACAAGAACAAAAUCAAGCAGUAAGUUCAUUUACUUAAGUAGUCGCACUAUAUAUAUAUAUAUAUAUAUAUAUAUAUAUAUAUAUAUAUAUAUAUAUAUAUAUAUAUAUAUAUAUAUAUAUAUAUAUAUAUAUAUAUAUAUAUAUAUAUAUAUAUAUAUAUAUAUAUAUACCGGGUGUCCCAAAAAAAGUACUCCUGUUUGAUUCGUAAUAAUUUCUAAACAAGUAAAGCUUUUAAAGAGAAAUAACUUGCAUUAAAUAGAGGAAGGACUAACUUAGAUUUUGAUAUAUUACAGUUGUAUUUCACUGAAAAAUUCACGGAGAUAUUAAUCUUUAAAAUCGGGAGCAUAUUUCUGGAUGUGUCUGAAAUAUGCAAAAAACGGCGUAUCAAAUAUUAAUCAAGAUUUGCCCGACUGAAACAUGCACUAUUACCAGUAAAUAAAUGACACUUGACAAAUCGUUUAUUAUGAAACAAAGUAUUAUUAUCUACAAAAUAAAAGCAAGAUUUAUUCGUCCGAAAUCCGCAUGUGUUCCCAGCACGAAUACGUUUCCUUAUUUCAUGAGACCACUGCAUCGCGAAGGAUCGUCAUGGAUCGUUCGUAGUUCUGAAUUAGGGCAUGCUGUCACAACGGAAUUGUGAAGCUCUUCUAACUUCUGCAACGUUCUGAAAUCUUGUUAAGAACACCCAAACUCUUUUGCCUUUUCUUAAUCUUGGCAAGUUCAGAGUAAACUGAGAAUUAUAUGAAACACAGUCAAACCAUACAACUCCAUAAGACAUAACAAUUAAGCAACUCCCCAGAGACAUGCAACAUUUUUGGAACAAAACGUAACAAAAUAGUAGUGUUGAUACGGUGAUGUGUAUUUGCAAAAAUAAAAAAAGCAAUAUUAUUUCCUUCAAUAAAGAAUAAUAUUCAACUUGCUCUAACCGAGAAAUAAUCUACUCAGUUAGUACUCUAACCGAGAAAUAAUCUACUUAAGAAUACGAAAAAUUUAAGCGCCUGCCUUCCAUGGUCAGUCUUUCGAGUACAUUUAAGUUUGUAAAGACCUAAUAUUAAAUACUUGCAUAAUUUCGAACGUUCAUAUUUCAGGAAACAAUGAGCUAAGACUUACAUGUAAGAUGUCUAAAUCUACGCCAUAUCUCUUACAAACCCUAACGAUAAUUCGCUGAAAUACAAGUUAGCCUGAUAUGUCAUUAAGCAAACAAACGCUGGAGUUAAUAUUUGAUAUGCCGAUUUUCGCUAAUUUUAGACACAUCCCAAAAUAUGCUCCCGAUUUUGAACAUUAAUAUCUCCGUGAAUUUUUAAGUUAAAUACAACUGUCAUAUAUCAAACUCUAAGUUAGUCCUUCCUCUAUUUAAUGCAAGUUAUUUCUCUUUAAAAGCUUUACUUGUUUAGAAGUUAUUACGAAUCAAACAGGAGUACUUUUUUUUGGGACACCCGGUAUAUAUAUAUAUAUAUAUAUAUAUAUAUAUAUAUAUAUAUAUAUAUAUAUAUAUAUAUGACGAAAAAUGCUAAAAUUGCAGCUAGGAUUCAUAUUUAUAUAUUAAAAGAUUAAAAGUUUCUUGUCACUAGCUAUGUAAAAAACGUAAUCACGUUUAUAAAAAAGUUUUUACAAGACGUUUCGAUCAGAAACCUCCGAUCUUCGUCAGUUGAUAUUAAAAACUAAGAAGCCAAUAAACAGGCCUCUAUUUAUACGGUUCGUUAGCUAUUAAUUUGGAUGCAUCAGUGACCCAUAAACGUCUGGAAUGUCAAUAUGGUCAUUGCCAGAACUUUUGUCCACUUGGGAAUACCAAGCCUCAAGGAACAAUCGUUUGCGAUAAUUUUUCUCUCUACUAACUAUUUCGGCGUUUUCAAAGUCCAUAUUAUGGUCAUAUUGCUCAACGUGUUGGGCUAUCUUGGAAUUCUUAUCAUUAUAUUCAACAGCUCUUUUAUGUUCUUUUAUUCUUGUUUUCAAUGCUCGGUUGGUUUGACCAUAAUAAGUAAAAUCACAAGCGGAACAUUCAAUUUUAUAAACGAUGUCCCUUGUACGGUUGGUGUCUAGUUUAUCUUUUGGCUUUGGAAAUUCUUGCUGUAAUGUGCGAGUUGGUUGGAAUGAAACACGAACUUUCUCACGUUGUAAUGUUCUUGUAAUUCUUUCUGUAACGCCCUUUAUAUAUGGUAGAACAACAUAACUAGAUGAAACUGUUGAUUUUUGCGUUGCAUUCACAUUUUCGUGCGAACUAUUUAAUUCCUUGUUUUUGUUUCGCCUCCUGUUAUCACAGCUUCUUAUGAAUUGUAAGGGGUAACCGUUAUCUCUUAGGACCUUUAGGACAUGUUUUCUCUCUCUACGUUUUCCCCGGUUUGUUGAGGGUAUUUUCUCUGCCCUAUCGAGUAAAGUAUUAACUACAGAUCGCUUGUGUUGUGGAGGGUGAUUUGACGUGUAAUCCAGGUAUUUGUCCGUAUGCGUCUUUUUACGGUAAACAUCAACCCUAAUUUGACCAUUUUGCCUAAUUGUUACAGUAUCCAAGAAUGGUAAUCUAUUAUUUUCUUCCGCUUCAAUGGUGAAUUGGAUUUGCUUGUCUAUUGAAUUUAAAUGCUGAUGAAACUCCUUACGGUUACCCCUUACAAUUCAUAAGAAGCUGUGAUAACAGGAGGCGAAACAAAAACAAGGAAUUAAAUAGUUCGCACGAAAAUGUGAAUGCAACGCAAAAAUCAACAGUUUCAUCUAGUUAUGUUGUUCUACCAUAUAUAAAGGGCGUUACAGAAAGAAUUACAAGAACAUUACAACGUGAGAAAGUUCGUGUUUCAUUCCAACCAACUCGCACAUUACAGCAAGAAUUUCCAAAGCCAAAAGAUAAAUUAGACACCAACCGUACAAGGGACAUCGUUUAUAAAAUUGAAUGUUCCGCUUGUGAUUUUACUUAUUAUGGUCAAACCAACCGAGCAUUGAAAACAAGAAUAAAAGAACAUAAAAGAGCUGUUGAAUAUAAUGAUAAGAAUUCCAAGAUAGCCCAACACGUUGAGCAAUAUGACCAUAAUAUGGACUUUGAAAACGCCGAAAUAGUUAGUAGAGAGAAAAAUUAUCGCAAACGAUUGUUCCUUGAGGCUUGGUAUUCCCAAGUGGACAAAAGUUCUGGCAAUGACCAUAUUAACAUUCCAGACGUUUAUGGGUCACUGAUGCAUCCAAAUUAAUAGCUAACGAACCGUAUAAAUAGAGGCCUGUUUAUUGGCUUCUUAGUUUUUAAUAUCAACUGACGAAGAUCGGAGGUUUCUGAUCGAAACGUCUUGUAAAAACUUUUUUAUAAACGUGAUUACGUUUUUUACAUAGCUAGUGACAAGAAACUUUUAAUCUUUUAAUAUAUAUAUAUAUAUAUAUAUAUAUAUAUAUAUAUAUAUAUAUAUAUAUAUAUAUAUAUAUAUAUAUAUAUAUAUAUAUAUAUAUAUAUAUAUAUAUAUAUAUAUAUGCUGUUGAGGCGAUCAGUAGAAUACAUGAUAACUUUUCUAAGGUUUGUAGCUGAUCUAGUUAAAAACAUUUUAUUUAAAAUAAAAACUAGUAAAAUUAAAAACUAAAUUUUCGGCUGCGAACUGCAAGCCUUAAUCAGAGUAUAUGGCAAGAGUCAUUUCACCUCUAUUUAUAAUGUUUGUCGUUCCGCUUGAUUUCAUCUGCUAAUAUAGAAUAACAAGCCGGAAAUUCAGUAUGUUCAUUAGCCGUGUUUUCGCUAAGAGUGGAAUGUAAAGCCUCUAAGAAAAUCCUUUGUUCGUAGUUCUUAACUCCCUUUUCUAAUAUUACAUACAGCGUCUGAUUUUGCAGCGUUGUGACCAGUGCAUUCAGCGUGUUCCUUUAUUGUCGAAAAAAUUUUCUUUCUAACUCCCGGUUUGUGUUCUAACCACCUUGUCGCCCAACAUCUCUUUGAUUCACCGAUAUAUGUAAAUGGACAUUCUCUGCAUUUGUAUUUGUAUACAAUAGCUUUUGUUCUGUCUUCUGACGGUCUUGGUACUUGUUCUGUCUUCUGACGGUUUUGUUCCGUCUUCUGACGGUCUUAUUGUAUACAAAUGCAGAGAAUGUCCAUUUACAUAUAUCGGUGAAUCAAAGAGAUGUUGGGCGACAAGGUGGUUAGAACACAAACCGGGAGUUAGAAAGAAAAUUUUUUCGACAAUAAAGGAACACGCUGAAUGCACUGGUCACAACGCUGCAAAAUCAGACGCUGUAAUAUUAGAAAAGGGAGUUAAGAACUACGAACAAAGGAUUUUCUUAGAGGCUUUACAUUCCACUCUUAGUGAAAACACGGCUAAUGAAAAUACUGAAUUUCCGGCUUGUUAUUCUAUGUUAGCAGAUGAAAUCAAGCGGAACGACAAACAUAAUAAAUAGAGGUGUAAUGACUCUUGCCAUAUAUUACUCUGAUGAAGGCUUGCAGUUCGCAGCCGAAAAUUUAGUUUUUAAUUUUACUAGUUUUUAUUUUAAAUAAAAUGUUUUUAACUAGAUCAGCUACAAACCUUAGAAAAGUUAUCAUAUAUAUAUAUAUAUAUAUAUAUAUAUAUAUAUAUAUAUAUAUAUAUAUAUAUAUAUAUAUAUAUAUAUAUAUAUAUAUCAGGCGACGAUGUUUAUAAGUCUCGAUAAAUAAAUUCCUGUAUGAUUGCGUGCGAGUUCGUUAGGCUACUUGCGUGAUGGUAGCCUAUAUUGCGUGCGCACGCUCAAAUUUUCCCGCCAAGAAUUGCUUCCUGUGGAAACACUUCGAGAAUAGCUCACAUCACCUGUACAACAAAUUGUUCAUGUUACAUUUCAAAAUUUCCAGUUUCUUUUGGAAGCUUAGGUUGCAACUCUUUGCGCCGCUGCAAAAGGAUGAUGCUUGUUUUCGAGCUGGCGGCGCCACUGAGUCAAUGACAGAUAAAAAUAUCCCCACAGGUUCAAUCAGGUAUGGCGUUUCUGGUUUGUGUAUUAAUAUCAUCCUGGAUGAUCUUACUAAUAUUACCUAAUUCAGUCUUUGCUGGGGUGAUAAGACGGUAUUUGGGAUUUGUUUCAAAAUUCUCCUUGUCAUCUUUUAAUGUAACAAAUGCUUCUUUUAAUGCCAUUGACUCAAUACGAUCGCUGACUGAAAGGUUAAUUGUCUGUAAUUUGUUCAAAAUUGAUUUCAUCUAUCACAUCAUUGUCAGUAAGUUUAUAAGUUUUUGUUACGUUAUCUUUCACAAUUUUAUUGUAAUCCUCUGGAGUUGUUUUAUAUACAUUUUUGGUUUUGUCCGCAAAAACAAAUACAGUUGGCGGCGUUUUUACUUUCUUCAGAUCAUUAUCCAAAUUAUUUAAAAAUUUGUCGGAAACGUUUCUGAACUGAAUAUUUUCCAUCAUGUUUACAAGAUCGUCUUCAAAAGCUUUCAUUUCAUGGAUAAAAGGUAGUGCCGUUUUAGAUUUUACCUCAAAUUUAAAUUGUUCUUUCGCGUUUGGUUCAUCCAGGUAAAAAUGCGCUUUCCAUCUCGUUCUGGUUACCACGUUUUCGAUCUUGACGAUAAGCUUUUUCUUGUAUUCAUCAAGCAAAGGUAAAGGCUAUCUUUAAAAGGGGGGACGGGGAAUCGGGGAAUGGGGGAACGGGGAAUCUGGGAAUGGGAGAAUCGCAAAUAUCCCAUAUUCCCCCUUUUAAAGAUGGAAUAUUCCUGCUCUUAAAGAUCUUUAAAAGGGGGAAUAUCGCGAAUCUGAGACUGAUUUAAUUAAUAUCCUUGACAAGUAAAGAGUAGCAGGGAGUCGGAAUCUUUAAAAGCAGUCUACGAGUUUUUAAAUUCCGGCGCGUAAAUUCUUUCAGACUACAGACUAUAUACGCAGACAGAUUAGGCUACACUGCGCGCAUUGCAAUUGAUGUUUCGCUGAGACUCCGUACGGAAACUACUAUGCUUUCCGCGUCUUUUGUCUGAAUACAGACACUGUAAUGUGACACUGAAACUUGUCAAUAUGGUUAUUACAUUAAUCUUAGCCUUGCCGCAAACACCUUUGGCUAACACAGCAUUACAGCAUCUGUUAGUAGUUUCCGUGCCAAUGUCUUGGCAGACGUUACAGUGACUAAAGAGAAAAUAACAUAAAAAUCGGGAAAAUAGUUUUAUUUUUCGACGUUGCUAUGUCAGGUCUAUUCAAUAACUUCUGAGUUCCAAGUCUUGUAACGCGACCGAAAAAAAGUCAUGGCUUACCGUCUUUUGACUGGAAUUUAUUGCAAGACCAUCAAGAGUUUAGGUCAUGGGAGUUUUGGCACAGUGCUUUUGGCAAACUAUGGAGUUAAUGCCCGUAAAGUUGUGAUCAAGAAACUCAAGGGAGAAUCUAUCGAAAGUAAACGGCGAUUCGUGUAAUUUGCAGGAUUUUUACCACUAUUUCAACGGCGAAUUCGAUUUCAACGCAUUUGCGGAUAUUUUACCGGUGUACAUUAAAGAUACCGUGGCUGCCUUGGAUUAUCUACACAUGCACAACAUUGUCCACAGGGAUUUGAAACCAUGCAAGCAAUGUGUUAGUUUCCAAUCAGCACUACUGUUAUAGCAAGGAUAAAGCAUUUGUUACUGAAAUGUACGCAAAGUGUUCGAUUGUCGGCAUGAUCGUAGACUUUUGAUUAAGAUAUUAUUAUGGGAUAUUCCCCCGUUCCCCGAUUCCCCCGUUCCCCGAUUCUUCCGUUCCCCGUUCCGCCUUUUAAAGAUAGCCCAAAGGUAAACCAAUAUUCUUCAAGGAAUAAUUAAGCCGGAUCUGAUUCAUGAAUUCUAAAUAUUUGCGUUUGCACAAAAAUAUGUAUCAAUAUUAAUAUGUAUCAAUAUUAAUAUGUAUGAAUCUCGGAAUCUUGGAAUCUUAUCAUAUAACCGCAGAAUAUGUUAUUAUCAAGAUAUUAUGAUUAUACUUAUGCAACAUAUUGUUCUGUAUGCAAUAAUUUAACACUUAGCUACAGAAACAGACCUUGGUAAUAUAUUAUCAGUAUAUACUAUAUACGUUGCAGAAUUUAAUAUCUCCAUCUUGAUGCCAAUACAUAAUAAUAUACACGCUGUGCGCGCAUCUAAAUAAUGCCGUCGGUUUAUGAGUGCGUAGCAAGAUGACCAGGCGGGAGGCAACUAAAUUACAUUAUAUAUAUAUCAUUGCAAUCAGGAAAAACUCAAUUAAUUAGAUGCACUAUAACACCUCGUAUUCCGUCAAAAAAUAUCACGUACACUUGCGAACAAUUGCGUUCAUAUAUACAUAUAUAGUCUAUAUUCAUUAAGGUUAUGUCUUAUGUCAGUAAGACAAUAAGCCCCUUUGACUCCUCCUUUACACUAGUAUAAAUCAAGUUCUAUAUUAUUGAUGAUCGAUUGCAUGUAUGUAUGGGUGCAUUGUAUGUUUGAAUUUCGCCGAAAAAGCGCUAGAUUAACGCUCUGCCGCUACAACAUUGCCAGUUGAAAAACCACGUGCUAUAUAACUCACUUACUCACAUAGCAAGACUAUGAGCCUCAUUAACCACGUACUAUAUAUAACCUUAAUUCGUUGAAUAUAGACUAUAUCAUAGUUAAUGAACACGGCCAUUGUUCGCAAGUGUGCUAUUUUUUGACGGAAUACGAGGCGUUACAGUACAUCUAAUUGAUAAUUGAGGUUUUCCUGAUUGCAAUGGUCAUAUCUUGUUACUCACUUGAUUUUAAAUCUAUUCAUAAACCGACGACAUUAUUUAGAUGCGCGCAACACGGCAACAGCGUUUAUAUUAUUAUUUAUGCAUUGGCAUCAAGAUGGAGAUAUUACAUUCUGCAACGUAUAGUAUAUACCGAUAAUGUAUUACCAAGGUCUGCUUCUGCUAACUCACCAAGUAUUAAAUCAUCGCAUGCAGAACAAUAUGUUGCAUAAGUAUAAUAAUAAUAUCUUGAUACUAACAUAUUUUGCGGUUAUAAGAUAAGAUUCCAAGAUUCCAGGAUUCCAAGAUUCCAGGAUUCCAAGAUUCCAAGAUUCCAGAUUCCAGAUUCCAUGUUUUACAGCUUACCCCAUAGGUAGCCUGUUCUCUCGGAAAAUUCCAAAACGCCUCCUGCCAACUCCAACAACGCUUAAGCGCUUAAUUAAUGAAAAUAAACAAUGUUUAGCUAUACCGGCUAAUAUGAAAUAUUUAAAUGUAGCGACCAACGGUUUUUUUAAAUUAUUUAGUCACGAGAACAGGCUACUUAUGGAACACAUCUCGCGAUAAUGGCCAAGAAUGCUCGCUGUUAUAAAUCACAUAAAUUAGAUUGAUCAGUGCUUUUUUGGUAAUGGCUAGGUUUGUUCAUGUAAGAGAACAUCGACUGAGCCUUAAAAACCCCACAAAAAGCUUAAACGGGUAGUCUAGAAGCAUUUAAAAAAGUCACGUGAUAUUUGUUUCAUCCUUUUUAUUUAUUUCUUCCCUCGCCUUUUCGCUCGCGCGCCCGCAAUCCUUGCUGUUAUUUUCGUUGGAACGUCAUGUAAUAUUUUCGUUUUGUCAAUUUAUUCGCCAUAUUUCAACAAUCUUUCGAAGCAAUGUUUCUGAGGAUACAUAAGCGCCCUGUUUGAAGCUAUUCACUGGAAAUACAAGCUCUUAUAAUUUAUACAAGUAAGUGCAAUAAUUUAAAUAUAUUACGUUAUGAUGUUUUAUUCAUAUUACGAUUUAUUAAUGUUUUAUUCAUAUUCAUAGCACAGCUCUUAGUUGGACCCCCUGUGGGCAGACAAUAUCUUCCUGCUUGCGCUGGGUAUGGAAAUUAUGAAACACGCACUCGAUUUUCAACUUAUCAUAUAACGUAGUGAACAAUAUAACACAACAUAACAUAACACUUACGAACUAGUAUGGUUCGAUGUACCCUGGAUCAGGGGGUUUCCUGUUUUGCUGAAGCUGUAGCCUGCACUCAGGCAGUGCUGGCGAAAUUGGAAAACCCCUGGGCGCGAUAUGUUGAUUGAUUGAUUUCGCCGAACCAAUCAGAUGCCUAGGGUCAGAUUUUGACCCUAGACAUCUGAUUGGUUUAUCGGGCCUUAUCGGCAAACACAAAUAAACGUUUGCUGUAUUUUUUUAAUUUUUUUUUUUAAAUUUUCGCCCAAUUACAUAACAAUAAGAAGUAGAAUUAAAUAUUUACAAAAUUAGGGCUAGGAACCUUCUAGAAACCAAAAGGCUUUUGUUUAAGGUCCCUAGGUAAUAAUUAUAUAACUAGCUAAUUUCAUAAUCUAGCAUGCAGUUCGAAUGUUGUUUUUUAAAGUCAGGAAAUAUAUUAUAAUUAAUGUACAAUACAUAACUGUAAAAUAGUAAGCUGGAGUUGUAUUACAUUUGAAAGAGAAAAAUAGGUUUUUAACAAAUAAUGAAGAACGGGAUAUAUAUUUAUAUAUAUUUACAUUUACAAACAUUUUACUGGUGAAGUGGAAAUGUUAACUUGAAGUAAUUAAAUGCAGAAAGUAUUUUUUUAUAGUUUUUUUGAAAGUACCAUAGAAUUGAAUUUUCUUAUAUUGUGUGGGAAGAUUAUUCCAAACAUCAGUUCCCUUAUUAGCAAGAGUAUGUUUUGUAUAAUUUGUUCUGUAGCAUUUUUUGUGCAAAGAUGAUGAAUUUCUAGUGUUGUGGUUAUGGAUUUCUUUAUUAGUCAUGAAAUAAUUUGUGAAGAUAUCUGGCAAAUUUUGCAGAUGGAAAUAUCUGUACAUAAAUAGACUUGUUAAGUAAUCAUUUACUUUGUAGAUAUUCAAUAAUAAUUUGUAUUCUAUUUAUACUGUUCAACAAGUGAGUGCAUUUCGUUAACAAAAAGCGAUUGUUCGUGGAUGUUUAUGAGGAGAAUUUGUUGGUUGUCGUCUCAGAUGAAGUUCAUGUUAUUCCUAAACAGUUAGAUCAAAUAGCGUCAUUGCAGACAUAUUAAUAUCACGCUCUGAUGAUGCGAUGAUUCUGUAUAUAUGUCGAGUAUAAAUUGAGCGGAAUUUUGUCGUGUGUAUGUGGUCGUGUUGUGCUGUAUAGCCUGUACUGUAUGCUGUACUGUGUAUGUUCAAUUGUUUUUCAUGUAGUUUGUUGUUUUAAAAUUGUGUAGCCCGUAUUGUGGAAUUCAUGAAUAUUUAUGAACAAAAAUUCAGUCGUGGCAAGGCAUUUGAGCUAAAUAAUUAUGUUAUAUAUUUUAUAUGUACAUAUACACAAUGUAAAGUCCUAAACAGAUAUAGAACGUUCUGUAUCAUCAAACUUGAAAGUAAUAAUUCAAUAACUGUCAUUACUUUAUAUUUCACAUGCAAGUAUUAAAUAUGUACUCGAUUGCUGCUUGUAUUUUAAUUUGUAACUUGAAACUGCUUAGAAUCUAGGCAGAUUUGCCGAUUGUCAAUUUGUCAUCAGUAUAAAUUUGGGGACACGUUGUGUCCAAAAUAGACAGCCGAUGCGCCAGUUCAUUGGAAAUCUUCCAAGAGAAUAUAUUACAUUUUCCUCUUCCGAAUACAAUUAUCAUUUAUAAACCUGGAGCGAGGGGGAUUCGGCGAAAUAUUACCCGAAGUGAUGAUAUUUCCCGAGGGGCUUUGCCCCGAGGGAAAUAUCAUCACUGAGGGUAAUAUUUCGCCGAAUCCCCCGAGCGGAGGGUCUAUAAAUUAUAUAUUAUACCGAAAAUUAAAAGCCUCCAAGUUGAGAAAUAAAAAAUUGACACAUACCUUCGUGAAUACGAUGUUAAAUUUUCGGAUUAACGCAAGUAUCGUCGCUUUUCUUUCGAAUCACAUAUCGUUUGGAAUAUUAAUGACAACAUUUUUCAAAAUUUGCUUCAAAAUUUUGAAAAAGCCCCAGGUUUUACAUCAUUUACCCAGAUUAUUCAUCACUCAUCAAUACUAUUUAUAUUUUGUCGGCCAUGUUGUUGUCAUGCGUGUUGUCUCGCGUGGUUUACGCGAAUAAUGUUCCACCCCAUGUUUCCCGGGGAACAUGGGGUGGAACAUUGUCAAAAAGAACGCAGGCUCGCUAAUUGUUGACGUAAGGCGUGAUAUCGCGAUUAAUUUCAUGCUCACGUGGCACAAACUAAGCUUCCUGAUUGGACAAUUUGAAUUUGAGGUAUAAUAUCAAUUAAUGUAACAUUGGCAAACACAACAAAAUUGGUCAGGGGAAUAUGUUUUUGUUGAAUACUUUUGAAUACGUACUGGACUACACCCUUCAGACCAGAAGUGUGAAACAUUAAUAAAUUACGUCAUGGAAAUGAAAUUCGACAUGUCGCACCCAGAGGUUUUCUCCGCCUCGUCGCCUCCAGAAAACCUCUGAACCCAGGGUAGGUUCGAUGCUGAAUUAAUAUAAACGAGUAUGUUUAUGACAUUCAGUAUAUAUUUCAUAAUUUCCAGUCUUAAAUCCGUCUGACCGUGUAGCUCAGUAGGUAGAGCGUCGAUCUAGUAAUUCAAAGAUCGCGGGUUCAAGACUCAGCCGGGGCAGACAGCAUCCUUUCUGCUUGCGCUGGGUAUGAAAAUUCUGAAAUACUGAAAAUUCUAAAAUAUUUUUUUUCGACAGUCGGAGGAGAAACUAAAUCAAACCAGAAGUGAAUUAAAAAAUGCUAUCUCAAAACUCAAAGCUGACUUAAAAAGCGAAAUCUAUCAACUUCAAAAUGAGUCGAAAAGCGAUCAUUGCAAUAGACUGAAAACAGAAAAUAAAGGCUUGAAGAACGACAUCGCCAAAUUGGAGCAAGUUAUCGCGAACUUGAAUAACACAUUGAACAAUUUGACGAGGGGAAAUGAAG
Molecule: messenger RNA, 34996 nt
Organism: Paramuricea clavata
Lineage: Eukaryota; Metazoa; Cnidaria; Anthozoa; Malacalcyonacea; Plexauridae
Source: the annotation of a GenBank genome assembly